AUGCCUGGAGUCUGUAGAAUCAUCCAGAACUUGGCCGGGGUGGGUAAUAAAUCAGAUCUGCCUGUGUGCCCUGUGGCUUUCGUGUCCUUCACUCUGGGGUACAGUGCAGGCAGUGUCCUUAUCAGACAGAAAAGUGUACUGGCUGGGUCUGGCUGGGCCAGGCACGCGUGGGUAGCCAAACCAGGAAGCCUCUUUCUGGUGGCGCUCAGCCUGAGGCUGGCUCAGGGGGGGACAGUGCUUCACAGCUGGGCGAUCUCACUAGUGGAGGGAACUGGUGGCCGCGACCUUGGUCUAGGCUCAGUGCUGGGAAAGCACCGCGCCCCACCGCUCCGCGCUGAGCCCCUCCGCCAAGCCCACCCGUGUCUCCCUGGGAAGGCAGAUGAGUCCACGCCAGGUGACAAAGAGUUAAGUCGGACCCGCCUAGCAACCCCAAACCACGGCGCUUCCGCGACAAAUCCAGCAUUUGGUGAUUUCAGUCCAGAUGGAGUCCUGUUUGGGCUGUGCAGCUCCCUGAAGCCUCCAAGAGCCGCAGCAACUGACCGGCCCGCCCAGGUCCUGUCCCCGCGAGGCAGGGGACCCCGCAGCAGGCCAGCCGAGGGUCAGGGGCACAAGCCUGGACCCCAGACAAGGCAGGAAACCGAGCGCCAGGGUAUUGAGGGAGAGCUGGACCCGGGCUGCGGAUGCAGGGGAGCGUUGCUAGGAGACAAGUGCUGGGGUGACAGGCCUGUGACCACAGUGUGCCACCUACUGAGCCCCCAAGCCCCAGGCCUGUCUUCUGCAUCUUUGCCAGCUGUAAGUACCAGAGAAAACAUCUGGACAAAGUCCAUUUGGCAAAGCAACCAGGGAGGCGGUCAAGGCCAGCAGCUCACAGCACUACGACCCCCACGCUGCAGUCCUGGCCCCUCAGCCUGGGCCUCCACUCCCCGCUGA
Messenger RNA from Alexandromys fortis (reed vole), 930 nucleotides. RefSeq lists its product as uncharacterized. The record is from RefSeq and is a predicted model, not a curated record. Bases 1 to 930 code for a protein of 309 amino acids. The transcript is spliced from 3 exons. Lineage: Eukaryota; Metazoa; Chordata; Mammalia; Rodentia; Cricetidae.